Acinonyx jubatus (cheetah) is the source of this 14302-nucleotide messenger RNA. RefSeq names its product AFG2 AAA ATPase homolog A (gene AFG2A). Gene Ontology annotation, cellular component: cytoplasm. Lineage: Eukaryota; Metazoa; Chordata; Mammalia; Carnivora; Felidae. The record is from RefSeq and is a predicted model, not a curated record. Bases 79 to 2433 code for a protein of 784 amino acids. The transcript has 15 exons. Gene Ontology annotation, molecular function: ATP hydrolysis activity; ATP binding.
CCCCGGAAGUUUUUCUUCCAGAGGAACGCGCACGUUGAGCCGCCUUUGCAGUUGCUUCUUUCAGGCUACCUUCUGAUCAUGUCUUCCAAGAAGAACAGAAAACGACUGAAUCGAAGCGCAGAGAAUGGUUCCACCUCACCUUCUUCUGCUUCCUCUUCUUCGGGGCCCUCGGCUCCUCCUGGGCCAGGCACCGCGGCGGCGGCUGGGACUCUGGUGGUGACCAACUUUUUAGAAAAGGAUGACAGAGUUCCUAAAACAUUCCAAAAUUCCCUUGUUCAACUUGGACUCAACACUAUGAAAUCUGCAAAUAUAUGUAUAGGUCGACCAGUGUUGCUUACCAGUUUGGAUGGAAAACAAGAGGUCUAUACGGCCUGGCCUGUGGCAGGAUUUCCUGGAGGCAAGGUUGGCCUGAGUGAAAUGGCGCAAAAGAAUGUGGGCGUGAGCGUUGGUGAUGCCAUUCAAGUCCAGCCUCUAUUGGGUGCUGUGCUUCAGGCUGAGGAAAUGGAUGUGACACUCAGUGACCAAAAUGUGGAUAUUAAUGAAGAACAACUGACUGGUUGUCUUCUGAGAAAACUAGAUGGCAAGAUUGUUUUACCAGGCAACUUUUUGUAUUGUACAUUCUAUGGACGACCAUGCAAGUUGCAAGUGUUGAGAGUGAAAGGGACAGAUGGCAUGAUAUUGAGAAGGCCUCAGAAUGACACUGAUGCUCAAGGAAUGGCCUGUGAACAGUCCAACAUAGACACCAGUACCCUGGAUGUAGCCUUACAGCUGAGCCAGUUAGAUCUGGAAGAGCCUCGGGAUCCAACAUCAAGCAGUACUCCUUGCAAACCAGUAGAUGACAGAAUGAUAAAAGAAGCUAGUGACAUUUUUUCAGAUGUUACACAGAUUCCUAGGGACAACAGUGGACUUGAACUAGCAGAGAUCACAGGACUUAAAUGUAGUUUUGAAUUGGCCAAAGGAGGAAAUGAGCAACUUGUUAAUGAAGAGAGAUUGCUAAAGUCAGCCUAUGUGGGAACAAAGCACAACACUGAUACUUUUUAUUUUAUUUCUUCAACAACGAGAGUGAAUUUUACAAAGAUUUGUACAAAUUCAGAAGAGCAAGACAACCAAUUCAAAGUAACUUAUGACAUGAUAGGAGGCUUACAUAGUCAGCUGAAAACAAUUAGAGAAAUAAUUGAAUUGCCUCUCAAGCAGCCUGAACUUUUCAAGAGUUACGGAAUUCCUCCACCUAGAGGAGUGUUACUCUAUGGCCCUCCAGGUACUGGGAAGACCAUGAUUGCUAGGGCUGUUGCUAAUGAAGUCGGAGCCUAUGUUUCUGUAAUUAAUGGUCCUGAAAUUAUAAGCAAAUUCUAUGGGGAGACAGAAGCAAGGCUACGUCAGAUAUUUGCUGAAGCCACUCUACGGCACCCAUCAAUUAUUUUUAUUGAUGAGCUGGAUGCACUUUGUCCUAAAAGAGAAGGGGCUCAGAAUGAAGUGGAAAAAAGAGUGGUAGCAUCACUGUUAACACUGAUGGAUGGUAUUGGUUCAGAAGGAAGUGAAGGACAAGUGUUGGUCCUUGGGGCCACAAAUCGCCCUCAUGCCUUAGAUGCUGCACUUCGAAGACCUGGACGAUUUGAUAAAGAGAUUGAGAUUGGAGUUCCUAAUGCUGAGAAUCGGCUAGAUAUCCUCCAGAAACUUCUUCGAACUGUACCCCAUUUGCUUACUGAAGCUGAGCUGCUACAGCUGGCAAAUAGUGCUCAUGGGUACGUUGGAGCAGACUUGAAAGCUUUGUGUAAUGAAGCAGGUCUCUAUGCCUUACGGAGAGUCUUGAAGAAACAGCCUAAUCUCUCUGAUAGCAAGAUGGCUGGGGUGGUGAAGAUUACUCUGAAUGAUUUCUUACAAGGGAUGAAUGACGUCAGGCCCAGUGCUAUGAGGGAAGUAGCAAUCGAUGUACCAAAUGUAUCCUGGUCAGAUAUAGGAGGACUGGAAAAUAUCAAACUAAAAUUGAAACAGGCUGUGGAAUGGCCUUUGAAACAUCCAGAGUCUUUCAUUCGAAUGGGUAUUCAACCACCUAAAGGAGUUCUUCUGUAUGGGCCACCUGGAUGCUCUAAAACAAUGAUUGCAAAGGCUUUAGCCAAUGAGAGUGGCCUGAAUUUCCUAGCUAUAAAGGGGCCUGAAUUAAUGAAUAAAUAUGUUGGUGAAUCUGAAAGGGCUGUUAGAGAGAUCUUCCGAAAAGCGAGAGCAGUGGCUCCUUCCAUUAUUUUCUUUGAUGAACUUGAUGCCUUAGCAGUUGAAAGGGGCAGUUCUUCAGGUGCUGGGAAUGUAGCUGACCGUGUUCUGGCUCAGCUCUUAACGGAAAUGGAUGGUAUUGAACAGUUAAAGAACGUGACAAUUUUGGCCGCUACUAACCGCCCAGAUAGGAUAGACAAGGUAAUUGACUAUCUUUGGCAUUAGAUUGCAAACUCUUUGAAGACAGGAAACACCAUAUGUCUUGGAAUGUCUUUGGAAUCAUAGUAUCUUGCCCAUAGAAGGCACUCAGUAAAUAUUAAAGGUCAAAAAUAGGGCUUUGCAAUACCAAUUUGUAUUUUUCUUUGAAUUUUUUCCUAAUAUUUCCCAUAAAUAUGCCUUGAAUAUAAAAUAUAUGUAUAUGUGUGUAUGUACCUUUACUAUAUGUAAUAUUUUUGUUUCUAAAUUUUUAUUUUCUUUUUAAUUUGGAAGUCUCAAUUCUUACUAAAAUUAAAUACCUAUACUAUUGACAUAAUCAUGCACACCACACUUUAUAUCAUAUGUUAACUUUUCUAUUAUUUCUUUUCUUUUGGAGUCUAUUGUUCUUUUUGUUUGUAAAACAGCAUACUGGUGCUGCAACCAGUGGCUUUUUGCCAUAUGCAUUCUUAGUAGUUCUUGGAACAUUUGGUUUAGGAAGUAGGAUAAUUAAUGUAUAAACAUUAUGUGGCAGAACUACUCUAAUUAGUGCCUUUUGGCGUGGGUUGAGUGAUAAACAAAGUAAGAUGCACAUCAGCAUUCAUCCUAACAGUGUAUAAAACUCCUGUUACAGCCCUCUGGGACAGCAUAGACCAGCUAUAUUCAAUAGUAUAGUAUUUGAGCACAUGAGAAAAGGUUCCAUCAUGUCAAUUUAAUAGUCUCUGUUGAAUAAAUUUGCUAACUGUGCAGACUUUCCUUAGUCUUAAUUAUUUGGAAAUCUAAAACUUAGCCAUCAAAGUGUAUCCCUAAUAACUCUUCACGUCUUUGGUGAAACGUUCUCUCUUGAAUCUAUACCUGAACCUAUUUCUUUAUGUUCCUGUAAUCUACUACUUAAAAAGAAGAGCAUUGAUUUUAAACUAUCAGAAUGAAACAGAUUAAAAAGCCAGGUUCAGAGGCAAAAAUUUUCACCUUAUGGCAUCUUCAGCAAAUUUUCUUUGGUUGAAUUUACUGUUUAAGUCCCUUACUGCUUAAUAGCACUACUUAUUUUUGAAGUAUAAAAGCUCAGAAGAUUUUUCCCUUUAGAUGUUAUCCUGUCAUUCCACAUUAUUCAAGCUGGUAUCCACAUACGGACAGAUGAUUUUUUUACAGAGAGUAAGAACAGAACUUUUUGCUAGACAGCUCAUUUUUUAGAGGCACUUUGAGCUUAAAAUUAGGGCCAGGGUAUAUAGUCUAGGUAUCAGUUCUUAAGAAUCUCAUUUGUACUCAGAAUGUUUGUUGUUGAAAGCUUCUUUGUGAUUAAUUUCCUUUAAUAAAUAACUGCUGAAAACAAAAAGCAAAUAUUUCUUAAAAAGUAGAAAACUUAAUAGAAUAUUUGUCAAAUAAAUAGAAAUCAAAAUUAUUACACUGAAAUAAACAUUUGUAUAAACAGACAUACCUCCCCAAAUUGAAUAAGCUUGCAAGAUACUUCUACUGAACUUUCAGGAGAUACAGCUCCUGUCUCAUGCAGAUAUUAAAAACAAACAAACAAACAAAAAAAAAAAAAAAAAAAAAAAAAACAAAAAAAGAGAGAGAGAGAGAGAGAGAGCCAGAAAGAAAAAAAAGUUGGGUUGAGGAAAUCCUUUCUGGCUAAUUUUUCAAGACUUGUACAAUCUUAAUUCCAAAAGAAUAGUACAACAAAAGAGAAUUAUAGGUCAGUCUUUUACAGUGACAAGUGUGAAAAUUCUAAGUGAAACAUUAGCUAACUAAAUCCAACAAAUUUUUUAAAAAUACAGUAUUUAUCUCUGAAUGGCAACGAUGGUUUAACACAAGAAAAUGAAAUUUGUAUUAGUGAAAAUACAUAAGAGACCAAAAAAUUAUAUAAUUAUCUAAAAAAAGGUUUUAAAAAUAUUUGAUAAAAUUUAACUCUAAUUUGUGAUUAGUAUUCAUAAGUCCAGAAAUCUGGGGAUAGAAGGAAACUACAAAUUGAUAAAAGUUAAAUACUAAAACCUAUAUAGCAAACAUCCAAAUUGAAACUGUGAACAAGUUUUAGACAGUUAUACCCAAGACUGGUGAUAUUCUUGAGAUAGAUCUGGCUAAUCCAACAAGGGAAAAAAAAUGAAAUAAAGAUGGACAGAGAGGAAAGAGGGGAGAAAAGAGAAAAAUAUGUCUUUAUUUGGAAAUUAUACGAUGUCUACAUAGACAACCCAUUAGAACUAGCAAAACUAUAUACUUUCAAAAAUAAAGAGUUUUGUUUUUCAUGUUAGCAGUAACUACAGUUCAAAAUUCACAAUAGUUAGAAAAAUUAUAAUGCAUUUAGGUAUUAACCUUAAAAAAUACAUAACAGCUUUAUAAAACAGACUGUAAAAAUGUACUAAAGAACAUAAAUGAAGCCUUGCAUAAAUGAAGAGCUAUAAAAUGUUCAUUGAUGAGGCAUACAACAACAUAAAGAUGUCAAGUCUCACCAUAUGCAAUUCCAGUUAAAAUUUUAAUAGUAUUUUUGGGGUGGGGGGAGACCCAAACUGACUGUGAUAAAAGAAUAAAAAUCCACAAAUAGCUAAGUCUAUUUUGAGAUAUAUCUGGAAGAAGAAUGAUAUUUUGACCAGAUUUUAAUUCAUAUUAAUAAAAGCAGUUUAGAACUGGCACAGAAGCAGUCAGACUGAUGAAACAGAGGUUGAGUGCUCAGAAACAGACCCAAAGUGGGGAAGAGGUAUGUUGCUUUGUAGGUUCUUGGAAAGACCUGUUUACUAGAUGAAAUAACUGAACGUGGACCCCUCCCUUAGAUCACACACUAUAUGAACUCCAGAGAGAACAAAGACCUAAAAGUGACAGGUAAAACUGUAGAGCCAAUGAAAGACAAUGUUAGAGAAGAUCUUUGUGACCUUGGUAUGUGGAAGAACUUUACUCCCAAAGUACAAACUAUCAGGGAUAAAUUGGUAGCUUUACAAUGUCAAAACUAAGGAUUUCUGUCCAGUGAAUUCUAGCAUAAAACAAACAACAUGACAGUGACAUAUUAGAAGCAGAUAUCUGCAACAUCAAAACUGAAAAGAGAUAAACAUGUGGACUAUAUGAGAAAUGCUUACAAAUUCAACAAUAAGAAAGGGAAAUCAAUAUAUUUUAAAAAGCAAAGGUUAUUGCUUAACACUUCAUGGAAGGAGGCUCCUGAAUGGCCAGGUGUAUAAAGAGAGAUGUAGAACCUUUUAAGUAAUUAGAGAAGUCCUAAUAAAAAUAACACAUCACACCCAUCUAACUGGAAAGAAGUUUUUGAAAAAUAAGUAGAUAAAUCAAAAUGUAGGUGAAGAUUUGGGGUAAUUGGAACAGUUAAGUACUAUUGGUGGAAAUCUAGACUGAUGUAGAUGGUUUGAAGAGCAAUCUCAAAAUCCUUAGUAACAGUACGGGUAUGACUCAGGGCACCUAGGUGGCUUAGUCGGUUGAGCGUUGACUUUGGCUCUGGUCAUCAUCUCAUGGCUCAUGAGUUCAAGCCCUACAUCAGGCUUACUACUGUCAGCACAGAACCCACUUUGGAUCCUCUGUCCCCUCUCUUUCUGCCCCUCCCCUAUUCACGCUUGCACGCGUGCUCUCUCUCUCUCUCUCUCUCUCAAAAAUAAAAUAAACAUUAAAAAAAAAAAAAAAGUAAGGGUAUGACCUGUCACUCAGUUGUCUCAUAUCUGUGGACAUACUACAGUGAAACCAGCUCAGGUCUAUAGUGGGGUAUAUUCCAGAAUGUUUACCUCAGUUUCUGGUAGAGUUGAAGACAAAGUAUCACAAGGGGAAUGGUUAAGUAUGUUAUGGGUGCAUCCUAUAGAAUACUCUGUAGCAGUCAGAAACAAUAAAAUAACUGUGUUGGCAAUGCCCUCCCACCAGAGACCCUUGGGAACAUACAUCUGUAGUGGAACAAAUUGGGUUUAUUACUUGUAGGGAGUUGGUAACGCACUCUGUGGGGAACUGUGGGACAUCUCAGCAAGAGGAUGUUGGGAAGCAUUUACAAGAUCUGAACUUGUGUUAGAUGAUUGGUGAGAGGUUAAAGGUGGGACUUGGCUUUGUCUUGGAUACUGUCAGAAAACAGAAGUAAUCUUCUGAUUGGUUUAUCUUAAUUAAAUCUUAUCUAUAAGGCAGGAAGAAUAGAAUGAGGCAAAGCUGUAAUUGGCAGAGAAGCAGCUAGCCAGGAUAGGGAAUUUUUUCUGUUGUUUCUGUGGCUUGCAUAAUGGUUAUAUUUUGUCUGUGUUCAUACAUGGUUAUGCAGUGGUCUUAUGUUUGUCUUGAUUCAUUAUGAUCACAGAGUGGCCUUUUCUGAUGUUGAUGUUCUGUCAAAUGGCUUAUGUUCAGCUCAUUCCUGAUGGGAUGACCAAAGGAGUGUCAGACCAGAUUAUAAUAGAAUGAAGGUCUUGCUGAUAAUACCAAGCCAACUCCUUGAUGUGCUUUUCUCUUUCACAGUGCUACAGUAACACAAAGAUAACUUCAAAACAUGUAGAUUAUUAUUUUUUUAAAAAGUGAUAGAUUAUUAAAAAGGGCUGACAACAAAAUUAUUUAUGUAAAUUAAACAUACAAAUAAAAUGCUAUGUAUUAUUCAAGGAUGAAUAUACAUACAAGGCCCUAUACCAAAUGCAUAGCUUUUCAUCUUUAGUGAGCGUGGAGGAAAGGGGCCAGUAGCCAAAUAGUGGGUCUAAAAGGAAAUAUUAAAUAAGAGAGGAGCCUCAUGAUAGUGUGUUAUCAAUAGAAGAAGAUUAUAAUAAUUCAGUCUCAGCAUGUGAAAUCCAAACACCAGUCUCUCCACCAGCAGAAAUGUAGUAAGGGAAAGAGUGGGAUCCUGUGGCCCAAAUUCGUAUUUGAAUUUACUUCCAUUGCCAUGUGGCAGGUAGGGAAAGAGGAAUGCUUUGUCUUCUUUAAGCAUUUCCAAAAUCUCUUUCAUUUCCCCCAUCAGGAAUGAGCUACUGUAAUGAUAGCAUGUUGAUGCUAGUUGAAAUAAAACAUGCUCCCCAGCAUCAAAUGAAAGCAUUAGUAUUUUAUGUGGGAACCUGAUUCAACUUUAAACAUACCCAAAAGCUUUGGAAUUAAAAACAACAACAAAAACAAAAAUCUCGCUUCAUAUUAGCUGCAGAGAAAGCUAGUUUAUUAUGUCUUAGGUAAAAGAUUUCUUCGGAAACCUUAAAAUUAGUAUCUGUUAGUAUCUUAAGAUUGCUUUUUAACUAGAAAAGAGCUUGUGAUUUUAAGAAGCAAAGAGACUUACUAUCUCCCAUUCCCACCCCUGGCCUUUUUGUGGGAGAUUCUUUAAAAGCAAGUGUUGCUUGUAUCUUGAGUGAAUUUCCUUCAACUUCCGUAAUAAAUAUUUAAAAGUAGUAUUAUAAGUAGUAAGAACAAAGAUGCUUUCAUUUAGGAAGGGAAACUCAGCUUUCAUUGUAGCCCAUUUCUGCUCAAUUCUAAAGUGAACAUGUAGGUGUGUCUCCUGAGGUUCUUGUUACACUUUACUUUGCCCUUUCCAGUGUUUCCACCAUGUUGGCCCAUGUUCUCAAGAUAAGCAUGUUCUCAAGAUAAGCUAAUGCACCUAUGAAGGGCACGCUCCUCCCUGUCGUGUCUUACUGUUAGUUCUUAUUCUUCAUUGGCUGUGUUUUGGAACAUGUGUCUUGGUGUUAUUUUUGAAACAUUCGUUCUCUUAAUGUAUAUCAUUUUGUAGUCAGGCGGGAGCGAAGUAUACUAUGAUAGUUCUUUUUUUCUUAACUUUUUAUUUAAAUUCCAAUUAGUCAACAUACAGGGUAAUAGUAGUUUCAGUUGUACAAUGUAGUGAUUCAACAUCUCCUUACAACACCUGGUGCUCCCCACAGGUGCACUCCUUAAUCCUCAUCACCUAUUUAACCCAUCCCUCCACCUACACCCCCCCCCCCCCCGCACUGAUAACCAUCAGUUUGUUCUCUGUAGUUGAGUCUGUUUCUUGGUUUGCCAAGAAAUCAUAUGGUAUUUGUCUUUCUCUUGCUGACUUAUUUCACUUAGCAGAAUACUCUAGUUCCAUCCACGUCAUUGAAAAUGGCAAGAGUUCAUGCUUUUCUAUGGCUAAUAUUCGUGUGUGUGUGUGUGUGUGUGUGUGUGUGUGUGUAAAUACACACACAUGUACAUACCACUUCUUUGUCCAUUCAUGUAUCAGUGGAUACUUGGGCUGUUUCCAUAAUUUGGCUAUUAGAGAUAAUGCUGGUAUAAAUAUUGGUGUGCAUAUAUCCCUUUGAAUUAGUAUUUUUGUACUCCUUGGGUAAAUACCUAGUAGUGCGACUGCUGGAUCAUAGGGUAGUUGUAUUUUUAAUGUUUUGAGGAACCUCCAUACUGUCUUCUACAGUGGCUGCACAAGUUUGCAUUCCCACAACAGUGCAAGAGGGUUCCCCUUUCUCCACAUCCUUGCCAACACUUGUUGUUUCUUGUGUUGUUGAUUUUAGCCAUUCUUACAGGUGUGAUAGAUAUCUCAUUGUAGAUUUGAUUUACACUUCUCUGAUAAUGAGUGAUAUUGACCAUCUUUUCAUGUGUCUGCUGGCCAUCUGUAUGUCUUCUUUGGAAAAAUGUCUUCUUCCAAUAUUAUGAUAGUUCUUAUGUCAUCAAAUCUUGUUUAAUCAUUUCUAUAGUUAUUUGCACCUUCAUUAACAUUAUAGGAACAAAUAUAGAAUUUAGUCUAUAAACAUUCAAAACGCUAAAAUUAGUUUUGAAGAAUAAUUACCCUUUUUUUUAAUAUGAAAUUUAUUGUCAAAUUGGUUUCCAUAUAACACCCAGUGCUCAUCCCAACAGGUGCCCUCCUCAAUGCCCAUCACCCACUUUCCACUCCCUCCCACCCCCCCAUCAACCCUCAGUUUAUUUUCAGUAUUGAAGAGUCUCUUAUGGUUUGCCUCCUUCCCUCUCUAUGACUUUUUUUUCCCCCUUCUCCUCCCCCCUGGUCUUCUGUUGAGUUUCUCAGAAUCCACAUAUGAGUGAAAACAUAUGGUAUCUGUCUUUCUCUGCCUGACUUAUUUCACUUGGCAUAACACUCUCCAGUUCCAACCACAUUGCUACAAAAGGCCAGAUUUCAUUCUUUCUCAUUGCCAUGUAGUAUUCCAUUGUAUACAUAAACCACAACUUCUUUAUCCGUCAGUUGAUGGACAUUUAGGCUCUUUCCAUAAUUUGGCUAUUGUUGAAAGUGCUGCUAUAAACAUUGGGGUACAAGUGCCCCUGUGUAUCAGCAGUCCUGUAUCCCCUGGGUAAAUUCCAAGCAGUGCUAUUGCUGGGUCAUAGGGUAGAUCUAUUUUUAAUUUUUUUGAGGAACUUCCACACUGUUUUCCAGAGCAGAUGCACCAAUUUUCAUUCCCAUCAACAGUGCAAGAGGGUUCCCGUUUCUCCACAUCCUUGCCAGCAUCUGUAGUCUCCUGAUUUCUUCAUUUUAGCUACUCUGACUGGCAUGAGGUGGUAUCUGAGUGUGGUUUUGAUUUGUAUUUCCUUGAUGAGGAGUGACAUUGAGCAUCUUUUCAUGUGCCUGUUGGCCACCUGGAUGUCUUCUUUAGAGAAGUGUCUAUUCAUGUCUUCUGCCCAUUUCUUCACUGGAUUAUUUGUUAUUUACAUGUGGAGUUUGGUGGGUUCUUUAUAGAUUUUGGAUACUAGCCCUUUAUCUAAUAUGUCAUUUGCAAAUAUGUUUUCCCAUUCCAUCGGUUGCCUUUUAGUUUUGUUGAUUAUUUCCUUUGCAGUGCAGAAGCUUUUUAUCUUCAUGAGGUCCCAGUAGUUCAUUUUUGCUUUUAAUUCCCUUGCCUUUGGAGAUGUGUAAAGUAAAAAAAUGCUGCGGCUGAAGUCAGAGAGGUUUUUUCCUGCUUUCUCCUCUAGGGUUUUGAUGGUUUCCUGUCUCACAUUCAGGUCCUUCAUCCAUUUUGAGUUUAUUUUUGUGAAUAGUGUAAGAAAGUGAUCUAGUUUCAUUCUUCUGCAUGUUGCUGUCCAGUUCUCUCAGCACCAUUUGUUAAAGAGACUGUCUUUUUUCCAUUGGAUAUUCUUUCCUGCUUUGUCAAAGAUUAGUUGGCCAUACAUUUGUGGGUCCAAUUCUGGAGUCUCUAUUCUAUUCCAUUGGUCUGUUUGUCUGUUUUUGUGCCAAUACCAUGCUGUCUUGAUGAUUACAGCUUUGUAGUAGAGGCUAAAGUCUGGGAUUGUGAUGGCUCCUGCUUUGGUCUUCUUCUUCAAUAUUACUUUGGCUAUUCGGGGUGUUUUGUGGUUCCAUACAAAUUUUAGGAUUGCUUGUUCUAGCUUCGAGAAGAAUGCUGGUGCAAUUUUUAUUGGGAUUGUAUUGACUGUGUAGAUAGCUUUGGGUAGUAUUGACAUUUUAACAGUAUUAAUUCCUCCAAUCCAUGAGCACGGGAUGUUUUUCCAUUUCUUUAUAUCUUCAUAAGCUUUCUAUAGUUUUCAGCAUACACAUCUUUUACAUCUUUGGUUAGGUUUAUUCCUAGGUAUUUUAUGCUUCUUAGUGCAGUUGUGAAUGGGAUCAGUUUCUUUAUUUGUCUUUCUGUUGCUUCAUUAUUAGUGUAUAAGAAUGCAACUGAUUUCUGUACAUUAAUUUUGUAUCCUGCGACUUUGCUGAAUUCAUGUAUCAGUUCUAGCAGACUUUUGGUGGAGUCUGUCUGGUUUUCCAUGUAUAAUAUCAUCUCAUCUGCAAAAAAGUGAAAACUUGACUUCAUCUUUGCCAAUUUUGAUGCCUUUGAUUUCCUUUUGUCGUCUGAUUGCUGAUGCUAGAACUUCCAACACUAUGUUAAACAGCAGCGGUGAGAGUGGACAUCCCUGUCGUGUUCCUGAUCUCAGGGGGAAAGCUCUCAGGUUUUCCCCCAUUGAGGAUGAUAUUAGCUGUGGGCUUUUCAUAAAUGCUUUUAUGAUCUUUAAGUAUGUUCCUUCUAUCCCGACUUUCUCGAGGGUUUUUAUUAACAAAGGAUGCUGAAUUUUGUCAAAUGGUUUUUCUGCAUCGAUUCACAGGAUCACAUGGUUCUUUUCUUUUAUUAAUGUGAUGUAUCACGUUGAUUGAUUUGUGAAUGUUGAACCAGCCCUACACCCCAGGAAUGAAUCCCACUUGAUCAUGGUGAAUCAUUCUUUUUAUAUGCUGUUAAUUCAAUUUGCUAGUAUCUUGUUGAGAAUUUUUGCAUCCAUAUUCAUCAGGGAUAUUGGCCUGUAGUUCUCUUUUUUCUGCUGGGUCUCUGUCUGGUUUGGCAAUCAAAGUAAUGCUGUUUUCAUAGAAUGAGUCUGGGAGUUUUCCUUCCCUUUCUAUUUUUUGGAACAGCUUGAGAAGGAUAGGUAUUAUCUCUGCUUUAAAUGUCUGGUAGAACUCCCCUGGGAAGCCAUCUGGUCCUGGACUCUUAUUUGUUGGGAGAUUUUUGAUAACUGAUUCAAUUUCUUCACUGGUUAUGGGUCUGUUCAAGUUUUCUAUUUCUUCCUGUUUGAGUUUUAGAAGUGUGUGGAUGCUUAGGAAUUUGUCCAUUUCUUCCAGGUUGUCCAGUUUGUUGGCAUAUAAUUUUUCAUAGUAUUCCCUGAUAAUUGCUUGUAUUUCUGAGGGAUUGGUUGUAAUAAUUCCAUUUUCAUUCAUGAUUUUAUCUAUUUGGGUCCUCUCCCUUUUCUUUUUGAGAAGCCUGGCUAGAGGUUUAUCAAUUUUGUGUAUUUUUUCAAAAAACCACCUCUUGGUUUCAUUGGUCUGCUCUACUGUUUUCUUUUUAGAUUAUUGUUUAUUUCUGCUUUGAUCUUUAUUAUUUCUCUUCUUCUGCUGGGUUUGGGUGUCUUUGCUGUUCUGCUUCUAUUUCCUUUAGGUGUGCUGCUAGAUUUUGUAUUUGGGAUUUUUCUCGUUUCUUGAGAUAGGCCUGGAUUGCAAUGUAUUUUCCUCUCAAGACUGCCUUCACUGCUUCCCAAAGCGUUUGGAUUGUUGUAUUUUCAUUUUCAUUUGUUUCCGUAUAUCUUUUAAUUUCUUCUCGAAUUGCCUGGUUGACCCAUUCAUUCUUUAGUAGGGUGUUCUUUAACCUCCAUGCUUUUGGAGGUUUUCCAGACUUUAUCCUGUGGUUGAUUUCAAGUUUCAUAGCAUUGUGGUCUGAAAGUGUGCAUGGUAUGAUCUCAAUUCUUUUAUACUUAUUUAGGGCUGUUUUGUGACCCAGUAUGUGAUCUAUCUUAGAGAAUGUUUCAUGUGCACUUGAGAAGAAAGUAUAUUCUGUUGCUUUGUGAUGCAGAGUUCUAGUCCAUCUGAUCCAAUAUAUCAUUCAGGGCCCUUGUUUCUUUAUUUAUUCUCUGUCUAGAUGUUCUAUCCAUUGCUAUAUUAAAGUCUCCUGCAGUUACCACAUUCUUAUCAAUAAGGUUGCUUAUGUUUCUGAUAAAUCAUUUUAUAUAUUUGAGGGCUCCCAUAUUUGGUGCAUAGAUAUUUAUAACUGUUAGCUCUUUCUGAUGGAUAGACCCUGUCAUUAUUAUAUAAUGCCCUUCUUCAUCUCUUGUUACAGCCUUUAAUUUAAAGUCUAGUUUGUCUGAUAUAAGUAUGGCUACUCCAGCUUUCUUUUGACUUCCAGUAGCACGAUAGAUAGUUCUCCAUCCCCUUACUUUCAAUCUGAAGGUGUCCUCAGGUCUAAAAUGAGUCUCUUGUAAACACCAAAUAGAUAGGUCUUGUUUUUUUAUCCAUUCUUAUACCCUAUUCUUUUGAUUGGAGCAUUUAGUCCAUUUACAUUCAGUGUUAUUAUUGAAAGAUAUGGAUUUAGAGUCAUUGUGAUAUCUGUAGGUUUCAUGCUUGUAGUGGUGUCUCUAGUACUUUGUGGUCCUUGCCACAUUUCACUCCCAGAGUCCCCCUUAGGAUCUCUUGUAGGGCUGGUUUAGUGGUCAUGAAUUCCUUCAGUUUUUGUUUGUUUGGGAAAACCUUUAUCUCUCCUUCUAUUCUGAAUGACAGACUUGCUGGGUAAAGGAUUCUUGGCUGCAUAUUUUUUUCUGUUUAUCACAUUGAAGAUUCCCUGCCAUUCCUUUCUGGCCUGCCAAGUUUCAGUAGAUAGGUCUGCUACUACCCUUAUGUGUCUAACCCUUAUGUUAGGGCCCGUUUAUCCCUAGCUGCUUUCAGAAUUCUCUCUGUAUUUUGCCAGUUUCACUGUGAUAUGUCAUGCAGAAGAUCAAUUCAAGUUACGUCUGAAGGGAGUUCUCUGUGCCUCUUGGAUUUCAAUGCCUGUUUUCCUUCCCCAGAUCAGGGAAGUUCUCUGCUAUGAUUUAAGUACACCUUAAGCCCCUUUCUCUCUCUCUUCUUUUUCUGGAAUUCCUUAUGUGUUUUGAAAGCUUGUGUGCUCUGCAUCUGUGAGCGCUGCUAUAUUCAAAGAGGGUCAUACACUGUCUAGGGCCUGGCCCUUCAGGAGAUGUUUUUUCGGGGAUUGUUACUUGCUCUCUGUUGUUGUAACUGGUUAUUUUAUUACCCUACUCGUAUUAAUAUUUUGGACCCUCCACAAGGUGUGCUUUGAUUUGUUCCUUGGAGUAGCCCUGGAAAGGAAAACAGACAAACAGGAGACAAAAGCAUGCAAACACACAAAUAACAGAAACAAACAAAUAAACAAAAAUAAAAACCUAAAGACUAAAACAAAAAACCCCAAAACACCAACUACAAGUAAAGAAGAGGGUGGAGGUGGUGCUGAUGGAAGAGCACAUACAAAGAGAGAAUUGACAGGAGCAGGGGCGGGGGUGAAGAAAAAAUAAACACUGACUAGGCAGAGAGACUAAAAGGCUUAAUCCAGAGAGAGAGAGAAAGGAAAAUAAAGAAGGAGGCGGGGAAAACGAAAUGAAGAUAAAAUUACCCAGACAGAGAAACUCUAUGGCUUGAUUAUUCCAGAGAGAGAGAAAAGAGUGUAUAGAAGGAGGUGUAGAACAUGUAUCAAGACAAUGGAUUAAAUAUGCCUGUUUAGACAGACCAAUAACCAGAGUAACCAGCCUAGGGGAGGGAAGAGAUAAGGAGGAG